Oryzias melastigma (Indian medaka) is the source of this 5573-nucleotide messenger RNA. It is a transcript of the gene myom2b, whose product is annotated as myomesin 2b. The coding region runs from base 130 to 4386 and encodes 1418 amino acids. Gene Ontology annotation, molecular function: protein binding. The transcript is spliced from 39 exons. Lineage: Eukaryota; Metazoa; Chordata; Actinopteri; Beloniformes; Adrianichthyidae. The record is from RefSeq and is a predicted model, not a curated record.
ACUGAAGACGGGUGGUGGUUUUGUUGGCCUGAUACGGCUCUUGGUUUAGGCUGACUCCCUGUGGAUUCAGGCUGACAACCGAGGUUGGUGAAAGGGAAAUCUUUAGGGGUCAGUGCCAACUGUGCCACCAUGUCAUUCCGACUUAAAAGUGGAAGUUACAACCAUGAAUACCACCACAAACAGAGCCAGCGUGUGGUUAAAGAGUACAGCAGCUCUGAGACUAUGGAGGAAAGAUACGAAUAUAAAACACAAGCUCGGAUCCAGGAAGUUGUAAAAGCAAAGAUGGUGGAUAAAUAUGUGCGUGAGGAGCCCAUGAUCAGAGGACCGCAGUUCCUGGUCAGACUCAGAUCCCACACUGUGUUUGAAAAUACUCCAAUCAAACUCUUCUGCACUGUUCAAGGCUUUCCCAUGCCAGUUGUUAAAUGGUACAGAGACGGUGUGAUCUUGGACUUGUCCUCUGGAAAGUAUUUGGUUGAAGCCAGAGGAGACAGCCAUUCCCUUGAGAUACCAAAAUGUACAACUGACGACACAGCUCAGUAUACUGCUGUGGCGGGAAACUCCCAUGGGCAGGUCUCCUCCCAGGCGUCUAUCAUUGUAAAGCGAUACAAGGAGGAGGAGGAGUCUAGUCCAUAUGCAUGGUUACCUUUUACAGCUGCCAUGCUUCCCAAGAUUCAUUACACAAAGAUCAACAUUACAUUUGUGGAGAAGUUUGGACCGGUGUUUGCCACUGAGGGAGAAUCUGCCACCUUGUCUGCCACCAUGACUUUAAACCCAAACCUGGCCAACCUUCAGCCAGAGGCACAGUGGUACAGAGAUGACACUCGUCUGUUUGAAUCUAAGUGGGUAAAGAUUGAAACGGGCAGAGGUUUCACCACCUUGACUAUUCCAAAUCUUUACAAGGAUGAUGAAGGCCUGUACACUCUCCGCAUGGUCACGAAGGGAGGCACUGCAGAACACAGUGCUUUUGUUUCAGUGGCAGAUGGUCCUCCACCAGUUCCAAGUGCACCUGGUGCCCCGAUGGACAUCAAGAUCCAUGACGCCAACAGAGACUAUGUCAUUGUGUCAUGGAAGCCCCCUAACACAACUACAGAGGGCCCAAUCCUGGGAUACUUUGUAGACAAAUGUGAGGUUGGAACUGACAACUGGACCCAGUGCAAUGACCACCCCAUUAAAAUCUGCAAAUACCCAGUGUCAGGACUGUUUGAGGGACACUCCUAUUACUUCAGAGUCAGAGCUGUCAACUCCAAAGGAAUUAGCAAACCCUCCCGCAUGUCAGACCCCAUUGCUGCACUGGACCCGACAGAGUUUGAGAGGCUCCACGCUAAAAAGCUCGGAGGACAGCUGGAUGUUGUCUCCUACCACGAGGUAGAAGAAGCUGAGGGAAACCCCCCUGGUGUUCCAUCAGGAGUUCAAGUGUGUGAAAUAGACAGAACUUAUGUUGUCUUGAGCUGGAAAUCUCCUCCAUAUUAUAGCAAGGCUCCCAUGUGGUACUACUUAGAAAAGCUCAUGGCAGGCAGCAAUGCAUGGCAGCGCGUUAACACCCAGGUGCCCAUUCGAUCUCCCCGUUACGCCGUCUUUGACCUGGCUGAGGGGAAAGAAUACAAAUUCAGAGUUUUGUCUGCCAACAUGCAUGGAACCAGCGAGCCCUCAGAGCCAACUGAACUGAUUCAAACUCUUCAACUCAAAGGUGUACCUUCUGCUCCUGGUCAAGUGAUUUCUACAAGAGAAACAGACACUUCUGUCCUCAUCCAGUGGGCUCCUCCAAAGGAACCCAACAACCUGAUUGGGUAUUACAUUGAUCAGUGUGUGGCUGGGUCUAAAGACUGGACAUCAGCUAACCACAAACCUCACAAGCAAACCAAAUUUGUGGUUAGCGGUCUGACCAAAGGACAAACAUAUGUGUUCCGUGUCCAGGCCAUUAAUGAACUGGGCCUCAGUGACGAAUCCCAGGAAUCUGCACCUCUCACUGUCAAAGCUGCUCUAACACCCCCUUCUGCUCCCUAUGACGUUGCCCUGCUGAACUGUGAUGGUCACUCAAUGGUUCUGAACUGGAAGAAGCCUCUUCACUCAGGAGGUUCAGAGGUCAAAGAGUACUACGUGGAUAAACGCCGCAGUGGAACAACCUUGUGGAGGGAGGUUCACAUCCCACCGGUCCAUGAGAGACUUUAUAAGGUGGAAGGCUUGACUGAGGGAGCUGUCUAUCAAUUCAGAGUUUAUGCAGCCAACCUGGCUGGCCUUGGACCAGCUUGCAAACAUUCGACCGACUUUACUUGUGAGGCAUGGAGAAUGCCAGAGCCAGGCCCAGCCUAUGACUUGACAUUCUGUGAAGUGAGAGAUAAUUCAUUGGUUGUCGAGUGGGAAGAGCCUAUCUAUUGUGGUUCUGGACCAAUCACAGGUUAUCAUGUUGAGUAUGCUAAAAAAGACUCCUCUGACUGGGUUACUGCCAAUGAAGCAGCUGUCAGUCAUCACUUCUUGAAGGUAACAGGUCUGCAAGCAGGUGAAAGCUAUGUGUUCAGAGUGCGUGCCGUCAAUGCUGCCGGAGUGGGCAUGGCCUCAAUGGCUUCUGACCUGGUGACUGCCAAAGCUGUGGCAGGUUCUCAGGAGGUUUCCUGUGGGGUGGAUGAAAAGACAGGAGACAUCGUUCUGUCAUUUGAGUCCUGCCAACUAAGUGAUGAUUCUCAGUUCCUCUGGAAAAAGGAAUAUAAAGAAAUCACUGAUUUCUCCAAAGGACUAGUGAUAAAGACAGAGGGCAACCACUCCAAGCUGAUUUUUAAGAGCCCAGAUAAAGACGAUGUCGGAACAUACUCUGUUUCUGUCACCAACACAGACGGGGUGUCGUCCAGCUACACAAUCACCUCUGAAGAGUUGGCCAAGAUGCUGGCACUCAGCCAUGACAUCAGACACCCAAUCAUCCCGCUGAAAACCGAAUUGUCCUACAAGAUUUUGGAAAGGGGCAGAAUGAGGUUUUGGUUGCAGGCUGAAGAAAUUUCCUCCAAUGUCACCUACAAAUUCUUUGCCAACAACAAGGAGCUUUCUGGAGCUGAUCCCAACAAAAUGGGCCAUGAUGUUUCUACAGGUAUCAUUGAGUUCAUCCUGGACCACUUCACAGAGGAGAAUGAGGGGACAUUUACCUGCCAGAUCACUGAUGGCGGAGGCAAAGCACAGAGCUCUCUGGUCUUGAUUGGAGAUGCUUUCAAAGCAGCUUUGGCUGAAGCAGACUACCAGAGGAGGGAGUACAUAAGAGUGAAAGAGGGCCCUCACUUCAGCGAGUUUCUGACACUUCAGGUUGGAGAUGACUGCUCUGUCACUUUAGUCUGCAAGGUUGCUAACCUGAAGAAGGAAUCAGAGUUCCACUGGUAUAAAGAAGACACAGAGAUUAUCCCAGACGUGAAGCCCGAUCUUGGAUCAGGCGUCUGCAAACUGCCGAUUAAAGAGUUUUCACAAAAGUCAACAGGAGUUUAUAAAGCCACCAUCAGUGACGACAGAGGAAAAGAUAUGAGUCAAAUUGACAUCAGUGGAAAAGUCUUUGACGAUGCCAUAAACAAGCUCAGCCAACUGGCUGGAGCCAGUGCAGCAGAGCUGGUGAUUAAGUGCACAGCAACAGGUAUCCAGCUACAGUGUCACAUGAAGUAUUACACCUCAGAGAUGAACAUCACCUGGAAUCAUGGUGAGACUAAACUCUCACGCAGUGACAAGACUGUGAUUGGUGGGAAUCCCGCCAUGGCAACUAUGGAGGUAAUCGAGCCAGGGGAGAAGGAUAAGGGAUUGUACUCCAUCGUAAUCACAAAUGCUGAAAACUCUCACAAACGAACCCUGGACCUCAGCGGUGAUGUGUAUGAAAAAGCAUUUGCUGAGUUCCAGAAACUCAAAGCCGAGGCCUACGCUGAGAAAAAUCGUGGUAAGGUGGUGGGAGGACUGCCGGAUGUUGUUACCAUUAUGGAAAAGAAGACCCUCAGCUUAACAUGUACAGUCUGUGGAGACCCCAAACCUCAGGUGUCAUGGCUGAAAAAUGGAGCAGAGGUUGAACCUGACGACCAGUACGUGGUCUCCUUGGACCAGGGCAAGUUUGCAAGUCUGACAAUCAAAGGUGUUUCCAUGGAGGAUUCUGGCAAAUACACAAUGAUUGUCCAGAACAAGUAUGGAGGAGAGUCUGUGGAUAUAGUGGUCAGCGUGUACCGCCAUGGGGAAAAACUCCCUGAGGCAAAACCAACUUUGACCCCUAAAACAAUCAUCCCUCCGAAGCUUCCCAUUGAGAUUCCUCAGCCGAAAACCCAGCCAGCCAGCGCGGCUCCCAGCGCUGCAGCCAGCCCCGCUCCCAGCCCCGCACCUCCAAAGGCAGCGGCCGGAAGAGGGAUGAAGAGUCCUACUCCUUCUCGGAGAAAGUAACGCAUGUUGGAGUUAGGAAUUGGGAAGAAAACAAUUAGGUGCCCCAUUAAAGUCACACAUGAAAACUAAAUAAAAUAUGUGUUUGGAUCGUUGAAAACGUUUUUUGAAUGGAAAAAAGCAAAGUGAAUGAAAUGGAAAUUUUUGGAAAAAAAUCUGGUGACCAGUCCCAUGUUUAAAUUUAUAAAGCUCAGCACAUACAAAUUUGCUUCUGUAGAGUAUUGUCACCCACAGCAGUGUUUAGAUGCCUAAGCUCGUCGAAGCCACACACAGCCUUACGAUGUUUGUCCCUGCUGAGUCACGACAACUUGUUUGACACUUGGAGAAAUCUUGUUUUCAUUGUUUCCUGUAUUCUUUAUGGUGUGCAGCAUGCCACGGUUUGUUAGAUCUCUGGCACAAUUUCCUGCUUCUCUCCCAUGCCCCCUUUCCAACACGACCCCUUCGAAGACGAGGCCAAGCCAAGACACUUCACAGCCCGGUGGAGAGAGAUGGGCACACUCCGCCUGUGUGAUGAGUGACUUGGCUGGGUCUCACAGUCAUUAAAACAUUUACACAUUUUGGGUAAUGUCUCCCUUGUAACGUCGACGCACAGAACAACACAGGCUUGGUAUCGCGGCUCCCCUCCGCUGCUGCAUCAAACAAAAUCGAUGUUCAUGCUAUGUCAUCUCUGAAAAAUAUCUUUCAUCUUCCUGCCACCUCCUCAAUCCUUUCAACUUAUGGCUGAAAAUGUGAAACACCAUCCUCCUUCACAUCACCAUGGUGAGAUGCUGAACAUGCCGAAGAUUAGUUGGCAAUGAAUCAAGACUGAGUAACCUGAGCUGUGAAGUGGGACUGAGGCUGUAGAAAAACGGCCAUAACCCAGUUUCAAUUAUUUCUGCCAGCAUAGGAAAUCUCACAACAUCAAGGUGGGUUCUGUGUCACAUGCAAAUAAAAAUACAUAUUCCAUUCACUCCUCAAGGUCUUUAUCCAAAUGCAGAAAAGGACAACAAAUGUAGUAAGUAGUCAGCUUUAAAAACUCGUGCCCGAGUGCAGGAGGUUGCGAUGGCAGAGCUGAUAAAAGAGUGGUUAAUGAGAUUUGUGGUUCAUUAAAGCUGAUGAGAAGAGCAAACAAAGAGGGGAGAGGUAGAUUGUUGAGGGUAAAGCCAUUGUUUCUGUGUUUGCAGUUGCUAAUAAAAGAAAAGAAAACACUU